Caenorhabditis briggsae is the source of this 609-nucleotide messenger RNA. It is a transcript of the gene Cbr-moma-1, whose product is annotated as Protein CBR-MOMA-1. The record is from RefSeq and is a predicted model, not a curated record. Bases 1 to 609 code for a protein of 202 amino acids. Lineage: Eukaryota; Metazoa; Nematoda; Chromadorea; Rhabditida; Rhabditidae. The transcript is spliced from 2 exons. Gene Ontology annotation, biological process: cristae formation. Gene Ontology annotation, cellular component: MICOS complex.
AUGACUCAAGACAAGCCGAUAGUGGAGACGAUUUCCAAUGUCGGUGAUCAGGUGACGAAUGCGUUUGGACAAUUCUGGCAACUGGUUACCUCGAAAAAUCAACGAAAAUCUGGACUCGAGUCGAAGCCUGUCAAAAUUGAUCAGCUCCCCCUCUACGCCGAGGAUAAUUCUCCAAUCGCGCAAAAGUUCGUCCCAGAAGAGCCGUUGCCCCUUCAACGGGAAUUUGCAACUGUACGUAUCGCAUGCCAGGAGGAGUACGCUCGUGUUGCCGAACGCUUCAAGGUGGUCGAUUGUGCGAUGACUCAAACCAAAAAAACAGCGAACAGAUGCAACGAAUAUCUGACCGAAGAAUGGACCGCUCUUCCAAAAGCAGCCGCUAUUACUGUAGGUGGAAUGGCAGGAUUCGUUUUAGGACUGAAGCGUGGACCUGUUGGACGUCUGAUGACCACAACUAUCGGUUUGGCUACAAUGGCCGCAUUCUGCUAUCCGAUUGAAACUGUCGACGUGGCAAAAACCGGAAGAGCUCAUGCUGAGCAGACGUGGCAUUCAUUCCAAGAAUCACCUACACCAGUGACAUCCAUAAAAACUAACUUGAGCCCACCGAAAUAA